AAAGAGAAAGAGAUUUGCACGAACAAAAAUGGCGUCUUUCUGAGUUGUCCUUUUCGCGCAAGCAUAAUUUCAAAAUUUCUUCAAACUGAUUAGAUUUUCGCGUAUUUUAACCUGCAAGUUUGUUCGCAAGUAUUGUAGAAAGUUAGAACACAUUCAUCAAACUAAGUUUCGUUAAAAAUAUAUGUAGAAUACAUUAGAAAACUGGGACAAUGCCUUAUUUUGGGCGAGGCGUAUUUCCUGCUGAUUAUUUGUACAAAAACGCGUCUUUACGCAUUAUUCGCGCGUUCUAGUGGUAUUCGAAGGUGUAAAGUGUAAAAAUGGACAAGAAAAACAAGAAGAAAGUGGUUAUAAAGCGGAAAAGUGAUGAACCAGCGGAGUCGGAGAAGAAAGCAAAAAUCAUGGUAAACAGGCCGAAGACUGAGGGUGAUAAAGAGAAGGUGGAGGUAGUGAACCAAGUUGUGGAGGUGCCUGUGGACCAGGGACAGCAGAUAGUGCACACAGGACAACUGGUCGAAGGUAACUUUGAACAGCCAGUGUUUGUCAACAUGAAAGGGGAGCCAGUUCAAUUAGGCCCGAACACAGUAAUACUGUACGAACAAAGCGGUAACCCGUCCAACUUUGCCUUCGGAGGCAUGUGGACGAUGGACCAGUCGGGUCGGAUUGUCAUGGCUGAGACCAUAUACGACGUGAAAGGGGAGCCGGAAGAAGAGAGUGCUACGUUCGUCCAGAACACUACAGAGGUUAAUACUAAUCAACAAGUGGAAGAGCAGACGAACACAUACCAGCAGUAUGAGAUCAGCGGCACCCAGGGGCAGCAGGAGUAUGAAGUGGCCAUCAUCGAGAACCCGGAGGCUACGGAAAGCAGAACAACGGAUCCCCAAGUGAUAACUACAGAGGAGCAGUUGGUCGCGAUAGGAGCGUUCGCUGUGCGCUGGCUCAACCAGAAGUACGACUUCGUUGUGAGGAAGCUGCAGCUUAAUUAUGACGCGGGCGUGAAGCUCCUGCAUUCUGCGUCGGGCUGCAUCCAAUGUGUGUAUCUGACCACGCCCAGCAUGCAGCUGGCCUUCAACGCGGUGCCUCAGUUCCUGUGCAUAGAGACCGGCAUAGAGUUCAACAGCGCGAUCCCGACGGUAGGCGGCGCGGGCAGUCCAAGCGUCAAGCACUACGUCACUCUGUUCUUAGCUGAAGAUGGGAACGGCAAGUCGGUCAUUGUCAGCGCUGGCAUAUCAACGCUCAUAGAUGAUGAUCUCACGUGGCUGUUAGACACGUUUAAAUCCUGCAACCCGGCCUGGAGACACGUGAGAUGUGUUGUCUGCGACCCUACUAAAUGCCAACAGGCUGUCCGCACAGCAUUCCCAUCGGCCCACGUGACCUGCUCCGUCUGGCAAGCGUCGGUCGCGUGCGCAGCGCUAUGCGUCGACGCGACACGACGCAAUGACGGGGCGCCCGCGAUAGCAGACGUCGCCGCCCGAUGCAAGACGUAUGCGCUCGCUUUAUUGAGGGGAGAACACGCGCCGGCACAACUUCAGGUCCUGAAACGCGGCAUAAUCGGCACCGGUGCGGGGACGUUACGACUGUGGGAAAUACUGACCCGACCUAACACUGGCGCCAUAGCGAAAUUAGACGCGUGGCUGGAAGCUGACAACUACACUAAUAUAUUACAUAAGGGUCUGGAGAGGCUGGUGACCAAGUUCCAGAACCUAGUCCGGAGCCAGAUGCAGCCGGACGAGUUUGUGUCUGUGUUCUUUAACGUGGCCAACCAGCUGGAAGAAGAACGAAGGAACUUCGCCAUCAGCAGGCUGCGGGACACAGAAACCCUAAAGCAGUCGCCGACGGACACCAUAACGCAGUACGCUUACAACUUGAUGAGCCACCAGACUAAGUUGGCGCAGAAGUGCUUGGACGACCGCAGUGGAAGAAGGCAAAGCAGUCAAGCAAUCUGCAUGUACGGCACAUCCACGCAAGAAUGCUCCUGCUUGUUCAGCAAGGUGUUCCGGUUGCCUUGCCGCCAUAUACUAAUGCUCACCACCGAGCUAAAGGUGAAAACACACAUACCCUUCGAGCCUCGGUGGACGGUGCAGCACUGUUUGUUCGGGUGUGAGAACAACCCAAACACGACCACUAGUAAUAACACAGGCAACAGUACAUUCAUGGAGCAAGUGGUAGUGGAAACAGACGGGCAACACCGCCAGAUACAGCAGCAGCCGCAGCAGAUACACCAGGUAGGAGGUGUCAGACAACAGCAGUAUGUACUAGCGACGCCCGGCCAGCCACCGCAAGUGAUAUUCUGCGGCGGCAACGUGGGCGGAGUGGGCUCUGUGACGAGCGCAGCACCCGUUAUCACAUCAGUGUUGCCAGCAGGCGGCGCCGUUCUAACACCACACCACGCGAUACACCAGUGAGAGUGAG
This is a messenger RNA of Ostrinia furnacalis (Asian corn borer), 2409 nucleotides long. RefSeq lists its product as uncharacterized. NCBI's taxonomy places the organism in Eukaryota, Metazoa, Arthropoda, Insecta, Lepidoptera, Crambidae. Gene Ontology annotation, molecular function: zinc ion binding. The transcript has 16 exons. The record is from RefSeq and is a predicted model, not a curated record. Bases 318 to 2402 code for a protein of 694 amino acids.